AUGCAUUGCCAUUUUCUCUCUCUGUCUCUGCUGUUCAUUCACGGGUUGGAUGUCGUGCUAUCUGAGGCUAGGAAGCAUGUGAUUAAGAUGAUUCUGAGCCUUAUGAACUAUUAUCAUGACUAUGGAGGGAGGAAGCAGUACGUGGAUUGGGCGAAGAACCAGGGGCAGAACAUUCCAUCUGACGAUGGAUUCUUCACUAACCCUGUUAUCAAGGGCUCCUACAAGAACCAUAUAAAGGCCGUUCUGACGAGGGUGAACACGUUCAUCGGCGUGGCGUACAAGGACGACCCAACGAUCAUGGCGUGGGAGCUGAUGAAUGAGCCCCGUUGCCAGUCCGACGUGACCUAG
Molecule: messenger RNA, 348 nt
Organism: Miscanthus lutarioriparius
Lineage: Eukaryota; Viridiplantae; Streptophyta; Magnoliopsida; Poales; Poaceae
Source: the annotation of a GenBank genome assembly